Fusarium verticillioides 7600 is the source of this 1149-nucleotide messenger RNA. RefSeq lists its product as hypothetical. The coding region runs from base 166 to 660 and encodes 164 amino acids. The transcript is spliced from 3 exons. NCBI's taxonomy places the organism in Eukaryota, Fungi, Ascomycota, Sordariomycetes, Hypocreales, Nectriaceae. Gene Ontology annotation, molecular function: mitochondrion autophagosome adaptor activity. The record is from RefSeq and is a predicted model, not a curated record. Gene Ontology annotation, biological process: mitophagy.
ACUAACCUUACCACUAUCUGUGUAUUGCACCUGCGAUCAAACACACACCACCCUCAUCAACAAGGUGUCUCUUUUCCGUUCAGCGACAGCAACAGCAAUUCGGGACGUCUUGGAAUUGCCAGAAUCGCAUCAUAUAUAUUCCAGCCGGAACUACGUACAUCAAAGAUGGACUCAGCUCCCACAGAGCUUGCCGCCACUAUCCAGGCUGCAAGCAUCGAACGCAAUCCAGAUCCUGCUCUUGAUACCAACCCGCCCACAGCGGCCGAUAGACGGCGGCCUGUGACCCUAGAGCACGUCAAGCACGAGCACGAUGAUGGAAUUGACGACGAGGACGAGGAUGAAGUGGACAUCCCCUACAGCGUUCUCCGACCGGCGCCCAGGCAUUCCCACCUACCUCCUCUGCCAGAUCUGCGCUUCGAGCAGAGCUAUCUUCGAAGUAUCUCCAAGGCGGAUACAUGGUGGAAGGUGGCAUUGAUUACAACGAGGGAUCAGAUCAUCAUGCCCUUAACCCAAGGCUUAGUGUACAACCUCUUUCUCUGUGGCUGGCAACAUUGGAACAGAAAUGCUCGAUUGCACGGCAACACCUUGGGUGCGCGAGUAAGACGCUGGUGGUGGGAAGUCAAUAAUUGGAAGAUACCUACCCAUCAUAAGAGAGGUUGACAAGAUCAGGAGAUGAAAAGACUACAAGAUACUCAGGACGCAGAUGACAUUACCAUGUAUGACUCAGUUGAAAAUGACGACAAAUCAUUGUGUAACUUCUGAGAAGCAAGCCCGGAGCGCCUUUCAAAGCCUUUCUUCAAUCAAUAUGGGCUUCUGCCACUUCGAAAACUCUGAGCAUGGACUUCUUGGUCGGUAGGUGGAUGACAAAGUCUCUUCAUAGCUACCAACUGCCGGUUCUGAGAGUCUGUUCCUUGACCAUUAACUAUGCCACACAUCGCCUGUUUCAGCGUUCCUGAAUGCACCACUCUCAGUGACAUCUGCCUUCAUGAAAGAAUCAGAUAGCAAUACGGUCGUAUAUAGCUUGACAUUGGUAUAAUAACUAAUAUGUCUCGCUGUGCUGACAUACUUGCCCAUCUCAAACCCUUACUGGAUCAAGAUACUGUUGUCCGUUGGGCUUCACUUUAAACCUUCUAAGAACCCUAUUUAUGG